Hydatigera taeniaeformis is the source of this 255-nucleotide messenger RNA. The record is from the annotation of a GenBank genome assembly. Lineage: Eukaryota; Metazoa; Platyhelminthes; Cestoda; Cyclophyllidea; Taeniidae.
AUGCCCAAGUGUCCCAACUGUGGAAAGGAGGUCUAUUUUGCUGAGCGAGUCACCUCUCUGGGUAAGGACUGGCACCGACCCUGCCUAAGGUGUGCCAAGUGUGACAAGACUUUGUCUCCUGGUCAGCAUGCUGAGCACGAGGGGAAGCCAUACUGCAACAAGCCCUGCUACCAGGCUCUCUUCGGACCAAAGGGUGAGGAAAGCCACUAUUUUGCUUCCAAGGAGCUCUUCACAACGACCUUGGCUACAGAGUGA